Nelumbo nucifera (sacred lotus) is the source of this 1646-nucleotide messenger RNA. RefSeq names its product proline dehydrogenase 2, mitochondrial-like. Gene Ontology annotation, molecular function: proline dehydrogenase activity; FAD binding. The record is from RefSeq and is a predicted model, not a curated record. Gene Ontology annotation, cellular component: mitochondrion. NCBI's taxonomy places the organism in Eukaryota, Viridiplantae, Streptophyta, Magnoliopsida, Proteales, Nelumbonaceae.
AUGCGCUGUUGAACAUUGAAAUUUGAAACGGAAAAGCAGAAGCUCAGGUCUCCAACUCAAUCUUUAAUGGCUAUGCGGUCGUCCCCAAAGCUCCUUUGUAACCUCCCUUACAUCGUCAGAUCCUUGAAUUCUUCUUCAUCAAUCGUCGCCACCGUUCCUCCGUUGGGUUUGUCAGAGAAAGCCGAUGGCACAGUUGUGAAACCAGUCGCCGUCGCAUCUCCCUGCUCAACUCUAAACCUCGACGAUGUUGAGAAGUUGUUCAAAUCGGUUUCAACCGUUCAGUUAUUAAGAUCUUCAUUGAACCUUCACAUGGCUGCGUUUGGUCCGGUCGUCGAGUUGGGUAUGUGGGUAAUGAGGUCUAGGUUGGUAGAGACCGCGAUCAUCAGGGAGUUCAUAUUGACGACUGUGAAACACACAUUCUACGAGCAUUUCUGUGCUGGUGAAAACGUGGAAGAGGCCAGUCGGACACUUCAAAGACUCUGGAAUGAUGGGCUGACGGGAAUUUUGGAUUAUAGUUUGGAGGACGCCACUGAUAAUGAUUCAUGCGACCGGAACUUGGAGGAGUUUCUUAAGACUGUCGAUUCUACCAAGUUUCUUCCACCUUCUUCUGUAAGCUUUGCCUGUGUGAAGAUCUCUGCAAUUUGUCCAAUUUCACUGCUUGGGCGUGUAAGUGAUUUACUGAGAUGGAAACACAAAGACCCCACUUUCUAUCUUCCAUGGAAGCGGGAUACAAUGCCAUUUCUUACCAAUGCCAGCCCUUUCUAUCACACUCUCAAAAGACCAGACCCUUUGACUGCAGAAGAGGAAAAAGAUCUCCAACUAACCCACCAAAGACUGAUGAAGCUAUGCCAAAAAUGCCUUGAAACCAAUCUUCCAUUGCUUGUUGAUGCAGAGUACACAUCAGUGCAACCUGCAAUUGAUUAUCUUACUUACUGCGCUGCAAUCGACUUCAACAAAGAUGGCUUUCCAAUCGUGUUCGGUACAAUUCAAGCAUACUUGAAAGACUCAAAGCAGAGGAUGGUUCAAGCAACAGAAGCAGCAGAGAAGAUGGGAAUUCCGAUUGGUUUUAAGUUGGUGAGAGGGGCCUAUUUGUCUAGUGAAACCCAGAUAGCUUCUUCUUUGGGUUUUUGUUCCCCUAUUCAUGGAAGCAUUAAGGAGACUCAUGCGUGCUACAAUGAUUGCACUUCAUUUAUGCUAGAAAAGGUCGCUAGGGGAUCGGCUGCUGUUGUUCUUGCCACCCAUAACCUUGAAUCAGGGAAGGUGGCAACAAUGAAGGCACAGGAAUUGGGGAUUGGAAAGGGAAAUGAAAAACUCCAAUUUGCCCAGCUGAAGGGAAUGGCAGAAGGGCUUUCUUAUGGUCUGAAGAGUGCAGGAUUCCAAGUGAGCAAAUACUUACCUUUUGGACCAGUUGAGAAAGUCAUGCCUUACCUUCUCAGAAGAGCUGAAGAGAACAAAGGCCUUUUAUCUGCUUCAACCUUGGAUAGACAGCUGAUGAGCAAGGAGCUAAAGCGGAGAUUAAAAGCUGCAAUUUUGGGGGGUAAGACAACAAAAUAACAACUUCUGUUAGACACUAAGUUUGUUAAAGUCUUUGUAAUUAAAUUCCAAUUUAUCAGGAAUUGAAUUGGUGAAGUCUGGUUCUUUGGUCA